AUGGACCGUCACUGUUUAGAAUAUGACAGAAUGCGGACAAUAAAGUAAUGAAAAACAUUGUAGCAGAGCUCCUAUAUCCCAGCUGGAUAGCUCAGUUAAAAUCUCUCUGAGCUGGAAGAAGCACUGGUUGGUGAUUACAGCCCCCUUUCCCAGUAAUCAGGCAACAAAUGAUUCUGGAAGUACAACGGGUUUUAUUGGAAACAAAGUGGUCUUUUGUACAUGCACCCCCAAAAUGGGUUCUCCAUUCAAUACAUAGGUGAACCCGCCCUGGUGUCUCUGUGUCUGUGAGAAAAUUGUUAUCCUUCGCUGAAACUAAUUAUCUGCCGGAUACAGAGAGCCCAACACAAAAUACCCCCAAAAUAACAAUAAAACAGCCACGAAACCCCCACACAUUGUACAUCCCCGGCAGGUUUGAACUGAGUGCCCGUUGUGGAAAAAUAACACCUGGAUCCAUGGGGAAUUGGAAAAUUACCAUGGGGAUUUGACCAGUUGCUAUUAAAGUCCUAGCGGUAAUGAGUUCCGAAAGAGCCAGAGAGAACCACAAAGACCUGAACUCCGGGUCGGCUGCGGUCACCAACAUUGCCCAUCCAACUUCAACCCUUGUUUUCACCUACUUCCCAUAGGACUAGGAAUUGGAGGGGAGGUACAAGAGACUAUGCUGAACAAUCGCUCCCUUAGAGCCCACAGGAGCUCCCAAAAUUUGACCGGCAAAGGACACAAGGAACUCAAGGUCCCAUAAAAAGCAGCACCAGUCUCUGUUCUGUCACCCUGUAUAAAAUCAGCUACUAGGAUUUCCCACGCCAGCAAAGUAGAGGCAUCCCUUCAGUGCAUUUUUUCCCCACUAAUUUCUAGAUCAUAGAUCUUAAAAUAAUCAGAAAAGCAUCCAUUUCAUCUUAUUUUAUUUCACCCAAUACAGCUGAUAAUGCAACAAAAAAUGUCAGCAAGGGGGGCGGGGCCUGACAGCCAAGAUGGCCGGUCGCACUUCAUGAGAGCUCCAGCACUGGAGAGCAAAACAAGCCAAUUUUGACUAAAAGAAUCACCACUAGCGGCUCACAGUGCACGGAAAUCGACACAGUAUCUACCGGGGCACAGGAUGAUACCCGUCCUAAACAGAAACGCUAUGAAACUGCCUGAACCGGCCAUGCGGCCUAAACUGGAGCGGAGCCUGAAGUCUGGGGGAGACGGCCGAUCACCCGACAGGGGGCACGCACACAAGCGAGAGUCAGAAAUAGCCCUGCUACCCCCCCCUUUGGACCGGUGGGGGAUAUCCCGGUCCUCGCCGGGGACGAACAACCCCACACUAAAGCCUGAAACCCACCAGCUUCAGAGUGCCCCAGGUACUGCAGUUGUAAAAGCACUGAAUCAACCCAGGGAGAGCACGGAGCACACAGAAGACUGUCACACAGACUAUGCUGAUUACACAGCAAGGUUGGAUGCAAUCUUUACAGCAUUCUGGCAUAAGCUUGAAAAGCGCAUGCAAAAACGCGCAGAAAUCAAACACGAAGCCCAGCUCAUAAAGCAGCCACGAGGCGGGAGUAAAAUGUCCGCUGCUAAACAACCUCAGCGCGCACAGGGCCGACGACACCGUUCACCCCUGCACAACAACCCGCGAACCACAAUGACAGCUCGAAGCAGUAAACCUUUUGGGAAGGGAGUCAUACAGGGCCAUGACUUGACCCACCGUCCACAUACCCGGAGGGGCUUCGAGGAAGCAGAGCUCCGGAGGGCACACGGUUCCACCAAGAAAGGUAAAGGGACCCUUGGACACUGGGAAGUGACCCCUGUAACAACCCGAGCUGGAGGCUCUGAGCGGCCCCGUCACCACCACACCAGCCACCCUAGCCACUCACGGGGACACAAUCAUAUAUGGAGCCAUGAUCUAGAAGGCAGCAGACAAGAGGAGAUACCCCCAGCAUGGCCCGCAAGUGGGGUCGGUUGAACGCCGGCAGGUGCAAUCGCUAGCCACGUGAGCAGGGAACAGAGACAUUCCACGCAAUCUUAAACCAAGAUGCUCAGAAAAUCUCCCAGCGAGAUGUGUACCUAUAUUUACAAUGUGCCUAUACUUACAAUAAGCCUAUAAUUAUUGUGUGCCUCAAAUUCAUAUAUGCAUAUAACCACUGUAUUCCUACCCUUAGUAUAAUAACAUAUCCACAUAUAUGCUACCAACCGACCCACAAAUGACACACAACCCAGCACAACACAAUUCCAUGGCAACAUAACCCACUAUGAAACAUAUCUAUUGCUGUGAUGUAAAUGCACGUUGUCUUGCCUCUUUGUCACUCCUCUGAUCUCUUCUAACGAAGUGUUAAGCACCUCCUCAGGAGCAUAAUCUUAAGAGCAACAACCUCCAUUGUAUAAACACCUAGUUUAGCAGGUUAGCAAAUUUACUACUUACUUCUACCCCAACCUUACUAUUGUUACUCAUAAUAAUGUUAUCCAAGCAUACUCAUCGUAAUUUAACUGAAGAUGUUCAUUUAUAAUUGACUUUAUCACAUGCAUGUCUAGCGUAGAAUGUUUAAUACGUCUACUAAUGUUACAAAGCUUUUAACAUUACAGUUAACCAAUAAGCAUGUCUAACCUUUAACGAACACUCGACUUAUAUUAGCCUAUUAGAAUCAUACCAAAUAGACAAAGCGGAUUAUCAAUCUUACGUUUAACUAUUAAUAUGCCUAAAUACUUUAACAUGUUAUUUCAUAUAAGCAAUGUUUACUAGCCUGUUAUAUGCAUUUUUAACAAAAAAUGUGCAAAUGUAAAAAACCACGAACAUGUCUGCAUGAACCUGCCUGUGUCUGCUGUCGUGGCCACACGGGCCUGCAUGUAAAAUCUUUUGCACCAAAAAUAAAGAAUUUAAAAAAAAAAAAAAAAUGUCAGCAAGUCAUCAAAAAAUUAUUUAUUUAUUAAGAGAGGCAGUCUAAGUGCCCAAACUAAGCACCUGUAGUGGUUAGGUGGUACCAUUUGGCCGGGGGUGCCAGCCAUUGUUUUUGAGCCAAACCAUUUUUUCAAGCGGUUUUACCAAAUUCUGGAGUCCCCAAGGAGACCACUGAUUCCUAAUGCAGACUUUCCACUUGCACAUCAGUAAUAAGAAUUUCAUCCAUACUUGAAUAAUAAGCUGAGCCUUUCAGAAACUCCCCAUUUAGGACAAGCUGCUUGAAAUCACUUUUACCCAGAACCAGGAGACAAAGUCUGCAGUCUACUAGCAUCAUAACCACUACAAUAUAACGUAGUGGUUAUGGUUGUUAGUCUGCCCUUUAACGAUGCUUUAAUCUUGUUUGUCGAUGAUUGAAUUAAAACCAUGCACAUUAAGGUGUGGCAUUCUAGUUAUUGAUAAAGAUAUUUUCAAGUGCAAUAAACAUUUAACCUCAACUAAUCUGGAGUCAAACUAUUUCCAUUGUGUAUUUAGUUUUACUUGAAUGGUGUCCUCACUGCAAUUUUUUUUAUUUCUUAGGUUGUUUUACAAAGUCACGGUCCCAGAUUGAUUGCCAAACCCCAGCAGAUGAAUGAGAAAGCAUUCCGAUGUGACUAUGAUGGUUGCGGAAAGCUGUACACAACAGCUCAUCAUCUUAAGGUAAUGUGAUCUAUGAAAGGUCACACAGUAACAGUCAAUCAAUCAAUCAAUCACAAUUUGCUUCAAGGAUCACAAAGCAUUAUAUUACAGCUGUCUGGUCCUGAUAGUAAAUAGUAAUAAUGGAAUAUUCAACAUAACUCUUUAAGCGUGAUAGAUAUUGGCAAUUUGAGAAUGAUAUUUUACUUAUGAAAUCUAAAAGGGAAUUUUUGGGGUUGGCAUUUUGGUUGAUAAGUGCCAAUGCUUUUGAUUUAUCUUUUCUGUUUAAUGAAGGUUUUGUUAGGAUUGCAAUCUGCUAUAUUCUUUUUUUUUUCUCCAUGGAGAUAUUAAAAAGUAAUACUGUCCCAAUCAGGUGCAUGAACGGUCACACACCGGGGACCGGCCUUACCAGUGCGAGCACGGUGGCUGCGGAAAGGCAUUUGCAACAGGUAAUGCAUUCAUUCAUCAUUUAUUGGAUUUCCAAAUUUACAGCUAUAUGUCGUAGUGAAAUGCGUCUUUAAGAGCCAUCUCUAACCCAUUUUUUGGUAUUUGCAAGAAGCCACAUAUCAUGGGUUAGCUUAUUCCUGUUAAUGCUGAUAAACUGAAAAUAUAAUGGACUGUCUGUUAUGAGUACUCAGAAAUUAUUAUGGGACAUAGAAAUGUGGCCCAUGGUUACCCAUAUUUCUUGUCAGGGCUCUGCAAAUAGGCAUCAUAAAUCCCAGCUAUGUUGUGUCUUUUUAUCUGCCAUUUCUAUUUAUAUAUCUAUAUUAUGUCUUAAACUAUCUGUCCUUUACUGUACACCCAGGCUGAAAUUACUCUAUAUUGUUAUAGCAAUAUACAAAUACACAUUAAAAAAUUGUCCAUAAAUGUAACAGUUAAAAUAAUUAUCUCCAGAAUGUGCAACUUCAAACCAUGACCUCCGCACUGCCUAGUACAUCACUUAUAGUCUUCAGACAGUCCAACCCUCCUUUUGUUUCAAUGAUAGCUGCUCAGCAGGGUGUUAUGGUAGAUGUGGUUCAGGACUUUGCAGGAGUCUCAUUUAUAAGAAUAUGUGAAUGGAACUGCUGCUUAAAAUGAUAGAGGGUACAACAACUUACUGAUGGCUCCAUUCACGGUUUAAAGACCUACCUUGCUAACUGCUUCACAGAAUCCUGUUAUAGGUGAUGAACACGCUUUAUGAUGUGGUGCCCUUCCUUCCCUGUGGGCACGAUGCCAUACAGGUACUUGGAUGGUUAGGAGAAAACAUGUUUUAUUGAGUUGUUUUAUAGCCACAGUGAAUUUUGCAUAUCACUACAGAUUUAAGAAAUUAGGAAAAGGGUGAACAGGACACAGAAACAUAGAAACAUAGAAUGUGACGGCAGAUAAGAACCAUUCGGCCCAUCUAGUCUGCCAAAUUUUCUAAAUACUUUCAUUAGUCCCUAGCCUUAUCUUAUAGUUAGGAUAGCCUUAUGCCUAUCCCACGCAUGCUUAAACUCCUUUACUGUGUUAACCUCUACCACUUCAGCUGGAAGGCUAUUCCAUGCAUCCAGUGGUAGAGGUUAACACAGUAAAGGAGUUUAAGCAUGCGUGGGAUAGGCAUAAGGCUAUCCUAACUAUAAGAUAAGGCUAGGGACUAAUGAAAGUAUUUAGAAAAUUGGGCAGACUAGAUGGGCCGAAUGGUUCUUAUCUGCCGUCACAUUCUAUGUUUCUAUGUUUCUCUGUCCUGUUCACCCUUUUCCUAAUUUCUUAAAUCUGUAGUGAUAUAAGAAAUUAGGAAAAGGGUGAACAGGACAGAGAUGCUCCUUGUACCAUAAUCUAUGCAAGGCGCAUGAGAUGUUACUAAAUUUGGGCAUAACUUGAAAUGUCAGGGUAGAAUUGAAUUAAUUUGAGGGAAAUCUGUUUGCAAAUCUGUUUUAUAAAAGAGCUUAUGUUACACAGGUUUUGUCAGAAAGCAAAAGGAUAUUUGUUGAUUCUUCCUGGUGAAAUAGAUUAUAAAUAAAAAUUGAUGUAAAUCACUCUGACAAAUUUACGUUUAUUAUGUAAAUUCAAUUUUUAUUAUUUUUACAUCAGGUUAUGGUUUAAAAAGUCACGUCCGAACACACACCGGUGAGAAGCCAUACAGGUGUACAGAAGAAAAUUGCACUAAAUCUUUCAAAACAUCGGGGGAUCUGCAGAAACAUAUCCGAACACACACAGGUAGGAAAACUUUACACUCAUAUCUCUGUCUUCUCCAAACCUGCGAUGUGUAAUAAACCAGACACAUUUCUCUGAAACAUAAGCCAAAAGGAAUUACCUGCACACUAUCCUAAAUCCCUAUGCUCAUUUAAACAGAAGGGUUUUUAAUGGCCAUUAAAUUGUAAGCUCACCUGCCAAGUCAAGGCAAACCUCUUAGGUGAGUCCUACACUAACAAUUCACCUUGCUGCCUUAAACUUAAAUGCAAAAAUCUCUGAGGCAGAAUGGGAUAUACUUGUAAACCACUUAUUAACCCUUAAUAGGGAACACAUGGGGUGGGUGGCAGCACUGUAACAUGGCUUUGUAAUACAGAAGCAAAUACAAACAUACAAACUUAAGCCAAACAAAAAUGAACUCAAACACAUUUAAAAACACUUUUUGGCAUCAGAGGGAAAUGAUGAAUCUGACUUUAACUGCAAGUAAACUGUCAGUACAGACAGCAGUUACAAUAAACUGGGAGCAGAAAUGGGUGAAAUAUGAUUAUCCAUUGAUUGGCACUGGCUAUUUCAGCUGAUCUUUUUCCAUAAACUCCUGGCCCAACUUGUUCACCCUACUUGUUUUGUAUGUUACUUUUACUAAUUUGAGCAGACUAGGAGUCUGCAGAAAUGUGACUGUGGAAAUCUGGGAGAGAUGUAGAAACACAUGGGGAAAUUUAUCAAAAUCUUGUAAAAAGUGUUGGUUAAAUUCUGUCAUUACUCUGGUCAUAUUAUUAAAGUGAUAUAAAAAGGGAUGUUUUUCUUUAUAGUAAAUUCCUCCAGUUUUUGCAGAAAUAUCCAUUUCAGAAAACCACCAAAUUUAUAGUGGCAGAAAAAAUCUGCAACUUUUUCAGGCAGCAAAGAACUAUUCAUAAAUCUGUUGCCGCUGCAAAAUUGAAUUAAACAUUAGAUGGAAAGUGUUGAAAACACUUUGAUAAAUCUCCCCCACUGUCUCCCAGAGCUGCUGUAAGUGUUUGAUAUAUGCAUGAGAUACAAAAAUAUAUGUAGGGUUAGUCUAGCACGUACAACAUGGAAAGGAUCUAGGAUUUACUUGAACCACCAUUUUCUCUUUCUUACACUGGAAUAUUCUAGUCUUGGCCUGCAAGCGUGGAAAUUUCUCCCUGCAAUUUAUUUUUAAGUGUUUUUUUUUAUACCCAAAUCUGUGUGAGUUUACAAACAAUGGCAAUAAAUAGUAAGACUGAUGUUUUAAUUUUAUUUGUAUUUGUUUGCUUUUAUAAUCUAAAAAAAUAAUUUGUUUUGUUAUUUGCACAAAUUUGUUACAUUAUUAACCAUAGCACCAGCAUAUAGAUCAGAGUGAUGCUCAAAGUUGUAUUUUUGGAGUUUGCUAAAUACACGAAGAAUGAAACCAAAAUAAAGUUUCAAUUAUUUGUUUUUAAAUGUCAGUCCUGUCCACAGUGUUUGACUAUAGCAGCCUGUGCUUUGAGACAAACCUUCGGUGCAUCAGUUGUUUUCCAGUUAUGUAAGACCUUCUGUUAUUUUUUAAAAUGUUUGUUCUUCGAUACCGGUUUCACCACAACUCAUUCAUAGCUGGUCAUUUUACUGAGCACUGUUCUGUUAUGACAGAUUGUUGCUACAGAAACAGUGUAUUAUAUAAUAUUCUCCAGCAGGCAGCUGGAUUUGGCACAGAGCAUGAGUCUGUGUGUUUUGGGAGGGGUGUGAGCAUUUUCCAGACAUGGAGACUUAGAACAGGACAUUUUGUUCUUUUGCUGAAGCACUCACUUUUACAUGAUAUUUUUCCUAAAAAGUGUUUGAAUCAGGUAUGUAGCUCAAUAAAAGCAACAUAACACAAUGUCCUUAAGGUUCCUCACCUAAAACCGGAACUACAAUUCAGUAAUUAUUUUUAAACAGAGAUGUGGAUUCAAUUUGCUGCCUGUAAAUACAUAGUAAAUUCCUUUCCCACUCUCACCCUUUGCUUUUUUUUAUCUAAAGUUUUGUUUGAAAUAAAAAAAUAAAAUAACAAUAAUCUUCAUUUUCAUUUGGAAGAUGUCUGCAAAUGUACUAAAACAACAAUUCUCAUGAAACUCAGCCUGUUUGACAUGAUGCUCAUACAUACAGUCACGAUCUAGUUUAAUCUCUCCCAUUUAGUAGUUAUAAACUUCCAUACAUUUUUUUCCCUACAGCAGUACUUUUAAAAGAAUUUCCUUAAAACAAAAUCUUUAUAUUAGUGAAAGGGACACUCUAAAAACGAAAACAAGUUUAGCUUAAAGGAACACUAUGUAUUCUUAACACUUUAGUGUAAAACCAAAUAUUUAGGUACCCGGCCCCUCUCCGAUCGCAUGGGAAAGUUGAGUUCAUUCACCUUUUUUUCCCCACACAGUGCCGGGCUUGCUGUGGCUGUCCCCACCUUUUUUGCUGAGAUCAUCCAAAUUGAAUCCAAUGUUUUCCCAUAGGAAAGCAUUGGGGGUUAUUGUGCCUCCAUGACAAAAUGGCAUGCUGAGCCAAUCAGCAUCUCCUCAUAGAGAGGCAUUGAAUCAAUGCAUCUCUAUGAAGAGCAUGGGUACCCUGAGCAUAGGUACUUCCCACUGUGCAGCACUGGACUAGGAAGCACCUCUUGUAGCCAUCUGCGUGACAGUCACUAGAGGUGUUACUAGGCAGCAAUGUAAACACUGCCUUUUCUCUUAAAAAGCAGUGUUUACAUUAAAAUUCCUGCAGGGCAUCAGGUUAUAAACACCAGAACCGCUAAAUAAAGCUGUAGUGGUUCUGGUGACUAUAUGGUCCCUUUAAUGAAGUGGUUUUAUUUAUAGAUCAUGCCCCUGCAGUCUCACUGCUCAAUUCUCUUUUCUCACUUUGUUUCUGCAGCCAUAGUCACACCUCACACAGAGCAGGAGAUAAGAACGUCUAAAUUAAAUACUAUGUGCUGUAGGGAAAAAUAGAAUGUUUUCUGCCUAAUUAUUUUAUUUCACUGUCCUCUGCUAAGUAAAUGUUUCAUAAAUUAAAUAUUUUGUUUCUGCAGGAGAAAGACCAUUUAAGUGCCCAUUUGAAGGCUGUGGAAGGUCAUUCACAACAUCUAACAUCCGAAAGGUUCACAUACGGACGCACACGGGAGAAAGACCAUACUACUGUUCAGAACCGGGCUGUGGCAGAGCUUUUGCCAGCGCAACGAACUAUAAAAAUCAUGUACGGAUACACACAGGUACUCCAUCUUUAUAUGGUAUUUAAUUAUGGGACAGCUUGGAAGUAUUCAAAGAAUGUGCUGUGUGAGCAAUACCCUUCUAAUUAAUAAAAACACGCAGCUGUCCAUUAUGGCUGACGGCUCCAGGACACAAUGAACUGUUCCUAACUAAAUAAUAAAUAAUUUCCAAAUGGUUAGACCUGCGCACAUCUCUAUAAUCAAGAAUUUUUAUUCCUGAGUGCUUUGGCUUGAAUGAAGAGGAAUAUAAAAAACUGUCCUUUGCAAGAUUAGUAUGUGCAUGUUAUAAUGUUUUGUGUAUUAGCAUCCUAACAUGUUGUACUGGCUUGCAUUAUGUUGCUGUAUGAUGGCGUGCUUUUAUUUAUUUGUGUAGUUCAUUUUACACCUGUUCUAGUUUCUAUAGACUUACUUUGCCAUUCUCUGAGAGGGCCCUACCAUGUUUCCUUUUUUGCAUUCUGACCAUUCCCUCUGUCUCUCCAGGUGAGAAGCCUUAUGUAUGCACAGUACCAGGCUGCGAUAAACGCUUCACUGAAUAUUCUAGUUUGUAUAAGCACCAUGUGGUCCAUACACACUCGAAACCUUACAACUGCAACCACUGUGGGAAGACAUACAAGCAGAUCUCCACACUUGCAAUGCACAAGCGAACAGCACACAAUGACACAGAACCCAUCGAGGAGGAGCCGGAGAGCUUUUUCGUUCCACAGCCACGUGAGUGACCACACUGCAAAGCAGAUCUCUCACUUGUGUGUUUUUUUACACUUUAUAUUUGUCACUUGUGUGCUUUGCAGUUUAAAUAUUUCACUCGGGGGGAGGAGGAGUCCUUCAGAAUCAUCACCAUUUGCACCUGCGCCUUUAGCUCCAGGAGGCCUCCUUGCCAGAUUUCAUGUCAAUUGCUACCGCGAAAUCCCUACUUUGUUAGAAGUAUAAAUUCUAUCUAUCUAGUGCAGUAUACAUUUUCUAUUGAAUAGUUAUUCUAUCUCAAAAUGUAAACAAUACAGUCAAAAAAUAAAAUGUAAAAAUAAUAAUAAAAACUGUAUAUCUUCAAUACAAUAAGUUAAAAUAUAUUUUAAAGCUGCUAAACACAUAAAAGGUAAUUCCCAAAACCUUUGAAAAUCAGUGUCUAAGAAAAAAGUGUCAGCGCUAAAAAGUCUCCCUUAUAAUAACAAUGUCUUUGAUGAUGUUGCAAAGUAAAAGUUUACUUUAUAUCCACAGUUCAAUAUUCCUUAAAUGGAUACCGGGAGUAGGGAGGAUUAAAAAAUAUCAAAAAACACUUAGACAGUGUAUGUGUGUGUGUGUGUGUGUAUGUGUAUAUAUAUAUAUAUAUAUAUAUAUAUAUAUAUAAAAUCAAAGUAUAUAUUAUUUAAUUAAAAACGGUUAUUGACUUUUAUUUUAACUUUUUUCAUCCAGCAGGGGGACUACCUGUAAUCACAGGCACUCCCCCUGCUGACACUGCUGUGGACCUCGCGAUCACAUGGCCCAGGAGGGACAGAACGGCAACAGGGGGACUCCCUGGGAUGACAGGUGAUUCCCCCCACCGUGAUCAGCGGGGACGUGCUAUGCUGCCCGCCGUCCUUAAGGGGUUAAAGAAAACUAGAGCAGACAGGAAGAAACAGAGAACAGAUCCUGAGAGAGGUAGAGAAGAGGAAUAGAUUAAAGAAAGAGAAGUUCGGUAUUACAGUGCCACUUUAACAAACGUGUAUCAGAGUAUUGCUUAUUGGCUAACACUAUGGUGCUGGGUUUAAAACUGACCUGUCUGUGCCUGGAUGCUUCAUUUAAAGCAACAGCACCUCGGUGACACAAGAUUUGAUGUUUACCUUUAGGGCAGCUUGCAUAGCCACUCAUCACGCUUCACAACAAGUGUGAACUCUGGAUUAACCAAUUGUUAUUAAUACCAGGAUCCCUGCUGGAUGCAGUGCCCAGGUGCUGUCACAGAGGAUUUGUCUGUUUAAUUAAUAAAGCACCUGUUGGGAGGAGACAUAGCUUUUUAUGUGCCAAGUCCACACAGCGAUACAGCCAUGCAGCGAACAGGCAGCUGUUCACCAUUGUCUGACCCAAAAAGCAUCCGUUAGCAUUGUGUACACAGUAUGAAACUGUACCUGGCAUAGCUUUGCCAUAUUCACUCCUGACCGUUAUAUACAGAGUCUGAAACAAUGAAAUUGAACCUCCUUGUCCGGAACAGCUGCCAGGCUGGGAAAUUAAUGGAUAUUCCUGUUUAUUUAGGACUUUCACUGUUUGACGGCUGCCAUUCACAAUAUAUAAUUACAAAUUGCUCCCUACUCACCUCAUUACGUCAAACAGCAGCAAAAUAAUUUAUUUUUCUAUCAUUAGGGCGAAUUAAGCAAAUUAAUUAAAAUCAUUGGUGAGGGAAAUUUUAAUGAAAGCAUUACAGGGAAUUAAUUGGGUGCGAUAUUUGAAUGAAGGCAGUACAUUGAGGGAUAUAUAAAAAGCAUUUCAUUGGGGAGAUAUAUUCAAAUGAAGGCAGUACAGGGAGGGAUAUAUAAAUGGAGGCAGUACAAGCAUUUCAUUGGGGAGAUAUAUUCAAAUGAAUUACAUAAUUGGAAUUAUUUGGGAACUGAUAUUUAUCCAAACUUUUUUAUUGGAAAUUAUGCAGAGUGUCAGCAGCAGUGUGGGUGUCUAGAUGACCGAUUCCAUUUAAAUAAGAUAAAGAACAAAACAAAGCGCCAUACGUUAUGUAUAUCUGAAAGUGCGGAAUCUUAUUAGGCCAGAGAAGCCAUUGUGCAGUAACCAUGUGCCAGUUCAGCAAGGAUAGAGCAGGGAGCAUGAACAAGUUUCGCCUUUUGUUAAAAUAUAGGGGGUUUUUUUGUCCCCAAGCUGGGAAAAGAGAAUGAGGUAGCAUCCCCAUCGAGACCCGUGUUCAAGUGCUCCACCCCUCCCUACCGUUAGAGUCUGACUUGGGGAGGAAUAUCUACCCUUGGUAAAGAGCUGCGCUGUCUGGUAAUGUUGUUGUAACAAAGUGUGUGGAUGAGCUGAAGAUGAGCAGUUUCCCUAGCUUGUCCCCAGUCAGUAAAAUAACUAUAUGAAGAUGGAGCAUGACCUUAUAUGCCAGACAUUGCAGCAAGGUAACAGUAGAGGGCGCUAAAAAGUCCACCUUCCUGAAAGCACACGCAGCACAUGGUGGAUUUAAAGACACAAGCAUCACCUAAAGACAACUCAUUCAAAAGAUUUAACUUUGAAUUAGACAGUUGUCUCAUACAGCAGGUAGUAAAAGCAAAUAAAUAUGAUUUAUUAAUUUUUUUCCUCCCUCAUAUUUACCUGCUUAUUCUGCAUUUUCCACACCCCCUCCUAGACAGCAGCCCUUUAACUGAAAAUAGCUGAGUUUUCCUGCAGGUCCCAAUAAAACCUUUCAUUAUAGUAAAAUCACCAUUCAUUAACUUCAGCAACCUCAGUAUGUACACAAUGCCGUCAUUGUGUAACUUCAAUCUCAACAGCCUGUAAUCUCUGGCCUUUCUAACCUUACUGAGAGCUAGACAUUAUCUCAUUUAUUAUGUGCAUUGUGGCUAUUUGUUAACUAGUGGCUGGUUUUAUUCUCUUACCUUUACAUUGUGAAACACACAGGUGGUAUGUUUCUCUCCUUUAUAAGGUUAUAUAAUGACCUGUUACAGGUGGGCUGAUUAUAAUUAAUAUGUGUGCUCUGAUCAGUACCUGUGUUAUAAUGUACUGUAUGAGCCAUCUCUGUAAGCUAUUAUUCACCUUUAUAUCCUCAAUCCGCGGUUAUUAUGUUACGGUUAUCACCCUCAUAGUCUCCUACCAUCACACCCUCCUAUCUCAGACACGCACUCUCGCUCCCUCCUGUUUAGACACGCACUCUCGCUCCCUCCCAUUUCAGACAACCACUCUCGCUCCCUCCCUUCUCAGACACCCACUCUCGCUCCCUCCCUUCUCAGACACCCACUCUCACUCCCUCCCAUCUCAGACACCCACUCUUGCUCCCUCCCAUCUCAGACACCCACUCUCGCUCCCUCCUGUUUAGACAUGAACUCUCGCUCCCUCCCUUCUCAGACACCCACUCUCGCUCCAUCCCAUCUCAAACACGCAUUCUCGCUCCCUCCCAUCUCAGACACGCACUCUUGCUCCCUCCCAUCUCAGACACGCACUCUUGCUCCCUCCCGUCUCAGACACGCACUCUUGCUCCCUCCCGUCUCAGACACGCACUCUUGCUCCCUCCCGUCUCAGACACGCACUCUUGCUCCCUCCCAUCUCAGACACGCACUCUUGCUCCCUCCCAUCUCAGACACGCACUCUUGCUCCCUCCCAUCUCAGACACGCACUCUUGCUCCCUCCCAUCUCAGACACGCACUCUCGCUCCCUCCCAUAUCAGACACGCACUCUCGCUCCCUCCCAUAUCAGACACGCACUCUCGCUCCUUCCCAUAUCAGACACGCACUCUCGCUCCUUCCCAUAUCAGACACGCACUCUCGCUCCUUCCCAUCUCAGACACCCACUCUCGCUCCUUCCCAUCUCAGACACCCACUCUCGCUCCUUCCCAUCUCAGACACCCACUCUCGCUCCCUCCCAUCUCAGACACCCACUCUCGCUCUCUGCCGUUUAGACCUGCACUUUUGCUUCUUCACGUCCUUGGAGAAGGGACGAGACAGGGGGGGAUAUGAUCGAAACAUUUAAAUACAUAAAGGGAAUCAAUACAGUAAAGGAGGAUACUAUAUUUAAAAGAAGAAAAACUACCACAACAAGAGGAUAUAGUCUUAAAUUAGAGGGGCAAAGGUUUAAAAAUAAUAUCAGGAAGUAUUACUUUACUGAGAAGGUAGUGGAUGCAUGGAAUAGCCUUCCAGAUGACGUGGUAGAGGUUAACACAGUAAAGGAGUUUAAGCAUGCGUGUGAUAGGCAUAAGGCUAUCCUAACUAUAAGAUAGGGCCAGGGACUAAUGAGAGUAUUUAGAAAAUAGGGCAGACUAGAUGGGCCGAAUGGUUCUUAUCUGCCGUCACAUUCUAUGUUUCUAUGCAUGCCCCCUGAAAUCAGAGACAUUCUCGCGUUCUCCCAUCUCAGACACGCACUCUUGCUCUCUGACGUUUAGACCUGCACUUUUGCUUCCUCCCGUCACAUGCAUGCCCCUGCAAUCAGAGACAGGCAAUCUCGCUCUCUCCCAUCUCAGACACACACUCUCGCUCCCUCCUGUUUAGACAUGCACUCUCGCUCUCUCCCAUCUCAGACACGCACUCUCGCUCUCUCCCAUCUCAGACACGCACUCUCGCUCCCUCCUGUGAAAGACAUGCACUCUCGACCCCUGCUGCCACACACACACUUGCCCCCUGCGGUCUCAUGAUUAUUUACUAAACCAAAAAUUGUGGUGAAUUGGCCUAGAUUGCCAAUUUUAGGUCAAAAUAUUUCAGCUGGAAAAAUAGACAUUUUGGAUACUUUUUUGAGUUCAACGAUUUCCCCAACAAUUCCAGUUUAGUUAAUGAUCCUUAACCUUCCUUUCCUUAAUGUAUUGUUAGUUGGAGGAGAAGGAGAUUGCUGCACAGAGCAGACUGAACAUAGAAAGUGAAUGUCCUGACUUUACAAGUGAAUUGAUACAGCUAUAGAAACUAGGUUUUUAUGUUGUGGUUUCAGACCAUUUGCAUUUUCUUUGUUGUUGGUUCCAUUAAACUCACUGUGUUAGAAUGCUCGUUUAGAUGCUUAUCAUGAGGAGCAAUGUUUUUGGAUAACUAAAGGACAAGUUUGUAAUGUUUGCCUUUUAGUAAUCCUCAAUCAAUGCAAAUAACAGCUAGAUAAAGCAGAAUGUUUUAGGAUCUGUCUGGGCUUAAAGGCUUAUGGAUAAACCACAGUCAGCAAGUUUAUAUUAACCAAUUCUUUCUUCAUCUAAACGCUGUCAACUAAAGGGACAGGUUCUCCAUAUCUGUGUGAGCAUUCCACUCUGCUCCUUGCAUGUAGUGUUAACAGCAUGUCCUGUAAACUGAUUCUCUCGUUCCUCCUAGAGAUUGGUUUUAUUGCUACUGCCAUGCCAUUAGACAGUAGCUGUUUGUGUCUUGUGACCCAUACAUGUUGCAUUAUGAUUAUAUUUCAUUGUGACUCUUGUCUAAUCUAGUCCUUUAUCUGGCACAAUCGGUCUCUAAAGCCUGUGGUUCACACUCCUGAUCCUCUACAAUAAGAUUGCCUGCCAGCUCUAAUGAUGACAACAUUUCUGACUAAGCGUGACAUUUAGGGAAUAUGUAUUAACAUGGAAACAGCUAUCCUGUAUGCUGUGCCAAGCAAAUGUGACUGCAGCAUUGUCACUUAUCGCAUCAGGAAUCUAGAUGCUAUAAUUUCCCACCAGUGGUACAGUCAACCCUGCAUUCAUUCCCUGCCCUAAUGAACAAUCUGUUUUAUUGAUUUGCACUUGUAAUGAAGACAUAUCUGCACAAGCAAUAAUGCAGCUUGCAGUGUGUGUCUUGCUUCUGAUUCCCUGCAUUGUUUAUUAUUACAGCUGAUGAUGUCCUGAAAGGUCCUCAGAUCACUUACGUCACAGGUGUGGAAACAGAGGAUGGACUCCCAGCAGCGGUAACUCAGUCUGGACAACAGCUAGCACUUAUUGCCCAAGAUGGGACACAACACGUGAGUAAUUCUGCAAUCUCAAUCAGUUGGCAAUUCUUUAACACAUUAAAGUAAAGUAUAGCAGAUGCCAAAUGACAUUCUGGGACAAAUUACACAAUGGAACAUAGAUAAGGGAAAUUGCUUAGAAAAAAAACAGCAUGCACAAAAAUAAACCACCAUCAUCAGGGAUGCCGGGGCAUGUUUGAUAUGUGCAACCAGUAGUAUAGAUACAAAUCUACUUCAUUUGAUUUCUAGAGAUAGAACACUGAAGGGUUAGAUAGUUAAUAUAUGCUGCUUUAGUCUGUGUUCCCUGGGAUCUUUUUUGAGCAGGGGCCAUAUACAUUGAUUGCAUCAGUUUCUGGGUCCAAUAAUGUAACAAUUCACUCAGUGGCCAUUUCUUUUCUCACACAGGUGGCAAUAGUUGCUCAAGACCUAUCUGCCUUCCACACAGCAUCUGCUGAGCUCAGCCAUUCACAACACAGCCACCACUUAGUGACCUCAGAAAGCAGGCCAGUAACCUUACUGGCCACAUCAAACGGAACACAAAUUGCAGUGCAGGUAAGUCGGUGCAUGUUAAUGCAUUAUUUUAAAAGUGCAGGGUUUUCUCUUUAGAGAAAGAAUUACAUUUUUUUCCCCUCUUUUUUUUCCCUUCAGCUUGGUGAGCAGCAAUCAUUGGAGGAAGCCAUCAGGUUAGCGUCGAGGAUACAACAAGGUGAAUCUCCAGGCAUGGAAGAUUAA
This is a messenger RNA of Pelobates cultripes (western spadefoot toad), 16163 nucleotides long. The record is from the annotation of a GenBank genome assembly. NCBI's taxonomy places the organism in Eukaryota, Metazoa, Chordata, Amphibia, Anura, Pelobatidae.